Molecule: messenger RNA, 692 nt
Organism: Macadamia integrifolia
Lineage: Eukaryota; Viridiplantae; Streptophyta; Magnoliopsida; Proteales; Proteaceae
Exons: 1
Coding region: 119-508 (129 amino acids)
Source: RefSeq, a predicted model, not a curated record
CUCCACGACCCCUCCCGUCGUUACAUCCUUAUAAGUAGUUGCAGACAAAGUUAGCGAAAUUUUGAUGUUCAAAUCAACAAAACGAAGCAGAGAAUGAGAGAAUAGGGCUCUUCAGAAAAUGGGUUAUGGAAGGAAAAGCCAAAUCUCCUCUGCUUUGGAGGUCUUCGCUCUAAAUCCAUUGCCAUAUAGGGUUCUUCUAAUCUUAGGGUUGGUUUCUAUCUUCCUGGGCAUCUCAUGGUACUCCUCCUAUGAAUCCGCUGUGGAGAAAACACAGGAGCAGAUGAGUUUGGUACUUAUCAUUACACCUUUAAUUUUAUUGAUCGUUGUUCGUUGGCUUUCAUCCAUGGAGAAUCCUGAUUUCCUGUUCUUAUCUGAUGAUCGUCGGAGGAUGAAGACCCACCACCUCCCGGCGGAGGGCAGCUCUCCUUGGGGUGUCGCCGCUCUGAUUGUGGUUUUGCUUAUCAUGAUCUCAUACCAGUCUACCUUCCAUGACAGUUGGUUCAUUUGAAUCUUUUCAAUUAUGGUUUCUGAGAUUUGCUUCAUGAUAUAAUAUUUGUGAUAGAGAGGGAGGAGAUCUGGAUGUGAUGGAUAAAUACAGUAAGUCUGUAACCCCUUCAUAUCUUUUAUGUAAUGUAAUUAUGUGUAGAUUUGAGUAUUCUUCUGUAAAUGGGAAGGUGUGGUAUGUUUUGCAC